Molecule: messenger RNA, 675 nt
Organism: Chiroxiphia lanceolata (lance-tailed manakin)
Lineage: Eukaryota; Metazoa; Chordata; Aves; Passeriformes; Pipridae
Gene: HOXC5
Product: homeobox C5
Exons: 2
Coding region: 1-675 (224 amino acids)
Biological process (GO): regulation of transcription by RNA polymerase II; anterior/posterior pattern specification; embryonic skeletal system morphogenesis
Cellular component (GO): nucleus
Molecular function (GO): RNA polymerase II cis-regulatory region sequence-specific DNA binding; DNA-binding transcription factor activity, RNA polymerase II-specific
Source: RefSeq, a predicted model, not a curated record
AUGAGUUCUUACGUCGCCAACUCGUUUUACAAGCAAAGUCCCCCCGUUCCUGCCUAUUCCAUGCAAAGUUAUGGAAAUUAUGGAAGCGCGGCCGCGGUUCCGCCGCCCGGGUGCCGCCGCCGCGGCUCGGAUUUGAGCGGCCCCCUCCCCUCGGCCGCCGCGUCCUCCCCGGGCGGCUCGGCGAUGUCGGGGACCCCCCGAGCCGAGGCCGAGCCGCCGCCGUGCCCGCUGCUGGGGCCCGCGGGGCAUCCUCUGGCCAGGGACGAGCGGCCGGCGGGCCGAAAGCCCGGGAUUUACGGCGCCAGGAGCGCGACCGCGCCGCGGGAGGAGAGAGCCAAGAGCGCGGCCGAAAUCAAAGCCGAGCCCGCCGCGCCAGCGGCGCAGCAAGGAGCACCCCAACUGCAGCAGCAGCAGCCGCCGCAAAUUUACCCCUGGAUGACCAAACUGCACAUGAGCCAUGAGACGGAUGGGAAACGCUCCCGAACCAGCUACACCCGGUACCAAACUCUGGAACUAGAGAAAGAAUUUCAUUUUAACAGAUACCUGACGCGGCGGAGGCGCAUUGAGAUCGCCAACAACCUCUGCCUGAACGAGAGACAAAUCAAAAUCUGGUUUCAGAACCGGAGGAUGAAGUGGAAGAAAGAUUCCAAGUUGAAAAGCAAAGAGGCUCUUUAG